CUAUAAUUUUAGACAUUAACUAAGUAACCUGCGCAAAAAAACUCAAAAUUACCUAAAAAUCUUUGAAUUUCAUCAAAAGGCGGACAAAAAUGAACGAAAAUCCGCCUUUAUUGUAUUGCCUUCUCGAUCUCGGCAUAAAAAUCGACAAAACUGCAAAAGAUUCACAUGAUUUUGUAUUUACUUACAAGAAAGAAUGUUUCAUCGCUGGAUCGCACGAGAAAUUAAUCGUCGCUAAAGAGAUCAUUUCAGACACUGCCAAACUAAAUGAGUUCCAUUUAGAUGUCCGCACAGAUGUUUCAGACCCUCACACGGAGUACUUAAGUUUAUUUUUCAACCCUUCCGAGGGUCUUCAGCACUUUAGUUCGACACAAAAGGAACGAAUGGUCGCCAAAACAUUCCAAACUGUCAAAAACGACGAAGGAAAGUGGCUGGAAUCACAAAUUUCCAUGGAAAUUGAUGACGAUUCACGAAACGAAGCUCAAAUUUUGUACGAACGCUUGAAACGGGCACAUGAACCAGCUUCCAACGAGGACUUGAAUUACUUACAACACGACGAUUUGCAUCCAAAACUACGUCCGUACCAAUUAAGAGCCGUAAAAUGGAUGAUAAAUCGCGAAUGUGUCCCAGAUUUUGUUGAAAUUCCCUUUAUUGAGCUAAAAACCGAAAGAUUUCCUGACGUCACAUUUUUCAUGGAUCGCUUUACGAUGCGAAUCACUGACUACCAACCAAAAAUGCGACAAAUUCCGGCAGGCGGCUUGUUAUGUGACGAAAUGGGGCUCGGAAAAACUGUGGAAAUGCUUUCUUUGAUACUUCAUCGCAGGCGAAAUGGUGAAUUUUCGUCGCCGCAAUUCGAUAAAAGCGAAAAAUAUCACGAAAAAUUCGUCGUAAAGUCGAAUUCGGUGACAACGCAUUGCAUUUGCUUCAAGACAUCGACACGGGCGAAGCUUAUUUUGUGUCAGAAAUGCAAAACGGCGCAACAUUUGGACUGCGUUAUGCAACAUGCGACAUUUCGGAAGACUUUUGAUGACUACGAAUGUCCGGAUUGCUGGAAAAAGUCCGGAAAAAUCGUCGAAUCGAAGGCAACUUUAAUUGUUUCGCCACUUUCCAUCAAAUAUCAGUGGUAUUCGGAGAUAAAACGACACAUCAAGGCUCAUCGCGGUUUUCGGGUCUUCAUCUACGAAGGCGUCAAAAAAUCUGGAUGGAUAUCGCCGCAGGAACUUGCCUCAUAUGACGUCGUUUUAACUGAUUACAACGUUCUGAGCUCGGAAAUUUAUUUCACAAAAAUCACUGAAAGACAACUUCGUCGCCCCUCGCUUUGUGCAAAACCAGUUUCGCCCCUCCCGAUGAUUAAAUGGUAUCGCACAUGCUUGGAUGAGGCUCAAAUGGUGGAAAUUCCGACAAAUCAAUGUGCGCGCAUGGUGAAUUCACUGCCGGCAAUGCAUCGAUGGGCUGUGACCGGAACUCCCAUUGAAAGGCACGUUUCGACGCUCUACGGACUGAUUUUCUUCCUCGCUUACGAUCCCUUCAACAAAUUGUCCGUUUGGAAUUUUUAUUUGCGGCAGUACAAUGAGGGAAAUUACGGACCUCUGAUCAAAAUUUUGCAAAAAGUCAUGUGGCGAACGUGUAAAGUUGAUGUCAUGGAUGAAAUUGCGAUUCCGCCGCAAUCGGAGGUUGUGCAUUACGUUGAAAUGAGCGAUUUGCAGAGAUUUUUCUACAGGAAUGAACAUUCGCAGUUUAGAGAUGUGUUCCAUGAGAAGGCAGCGAAGAUGUCGGGGAGUUUAACAUCGGGGAUGAGCACUCAUAUGAUGAAAGUGUUAAUGGAACCCCUGCGUAAAUUACGUCAAGAUUGCACCGUACCCAGUAUUUUUUCACGUUCAGCGAACUUUGACACUGCCAAGAAGCUCCUGACGCCCACCGAACUGAACAUUCACAUGAUCAAAAAUACCGAAAUCGAGCUAAAAACGUGUCUUCGCACCAUCAGUUCAAGUCUCAAUGGUCUCGCCGCCUGCCACAUCAUGCGAAAAGACUACAAAUCCGCCAUCAAUUCGUACCAAAGUGUCCUCAAAUGGGCUGCUGACUACAACGACAAGAAAAUUCACGUCGACACUCUCUUACAAAUUCAUGCCGUGCACAACAUGCUCGAUAUCGCGAAACAUUUGCCGCCCGAAGAAAACUUCAAUCGACCUCAAUACGAAGCAAAACUCGCCGAACUCGAAUGGAAAUACAUCGAAACGUACAAAAAUACCGUAAAAGAAGUCGAAGACCGGCUUUUGAACGUUCAACACGAUUUACGAGAAAUGCCAAUUAAGGAACUUUCGAAUAAAGGAAACGCCUGGUGGCUUUACGCGUUGCACGAAACCCCGCAUAAAGAUGCAAUUCUGGAAAAAAUCACGCUCGACAUGAAGGAUGUCGGAAUGAAUUUCGAACCGAAGACUUUGCAUGCGGUAGAUUAUCAUCUCGCGACAUGGAUUGACAAAGUAAACUCCGCACGGCGUGAAAUUAAGAAGAAAUUUCAGGAUUUGGCGUAUUUUCAUGCCAAUUUGAAGCCAAAAAGUAAAUUAACGGAAGAUGAAUUAUUCAAAAUUGCAUAUUUGGUUGGAACGGCGUACGAUUGUCAUUUAUUUGUGAAUUUUGUCGAGGUAGAAGACGAUGAGGAACGUCCCGAACCGAAGCGUACAUGCCAAAUGUGUCGAACGAAAGCAAAAUUGGAUGAAUAUGAAUGUCUAAUUUUUAACAAACAUCAAUUUGGAGACAAUGAGGUGCGGGGAAGUUGGAAUCCGUGCGAACAAGAGUACAUUUUAAAGACACUUUUUGCUUUCGCCAAAAGAAAUCGUUUCACCAGAGACAUCCUUGAAGCCGCCGACACCGAGCUAAAAUUCCUCGAAGGCAUCAAAAACGAAUUCAAAGAAUACUCUCAGUACUGGGUCGAGAUAAAUUACACCGUAUCCGCCUACGACGAGCUCAACAUGUGCAAAUCCCGCUUGGAAGACGUCGACAUGAUGGAUGAAGACCUUCCCGCUGACUUGGAUGUGCGCAAAAGUAACAUGCGAAUACCGCGUCACAUGAUCCUCGAAGUUCAAAACGAGAUGCAAAUGGAAAAAGCGAGCGCUGAGAACAAUUUUAUCCGAAUCAAGGGUCGCUUAAAAUACCUUGAACAUUUGAAAGGCAACCAAAAACCCGAUGUUUGUCCAAUUUGCAAGCAAGACCCCGAAGAACGUUACGCCGUACUGCAAUGCGGACACUCGCUAUGCAUGAUUUGCGUCAACAGCAUGGCAAAAUUCCAGAAAAAUCGGCUAUCUUGCGCUUUGUGUCGUCAUGUUCAAGCGUUUCGAGACGUUUUUUAUGUGACACUCACCGCGAAAGAUUGCGAAGUUGUUGGAAAUUUCUCCGCAAAAAUUCUGGCGAUCACGAAAGAAAUCUUGAAAAUACGACACGAAGACAAAAACGUAAAAAUUGUGAUUUUUUCGCAAUGGGAGAACAUUUUGACAAUGAUAACGAGCGCCUUGCAAACAAACAAGAUCGAUUUUGUGAUGCACACAAACACGGGAAAUCGCGGCGCCAAAAGUCACAUUGAAAUUUUCAAAACGGGACCGCAAACUUGCUUACUCAUGCCACUCGCUGCCGGAUCAAAGGGUUUAAAUCUCACGGAAGCCACACACGUCUUUCUCGUAGAACCGAUUUUGAACCCGAGCGAGGAGCUUCAAGCGAUUGGGCGCGUUCAUCGCAUCGGACAGACAAAACCGACGUUCGUGCAUCGCUUCAUCAUGAAAAAUACAAUCGAAGAAACGAUUUUCGAGACUGUCACGAACGACAAAUCCGACAAAUGGAAGUCCAAAGACCUCACCGUCGAAGAUUUGAAGAAACUUUUCGAGCUACGAAGCGAAUCUGCGGAUUUUCAAUGAAAAAAUUUGAUGAAAUAAUAAUUUAAACUUGAUACAUUUC
Molecule: messenger RNA, 3942 nt
Organism: Culicoides brevitarsis
Lineage: Eukaryota; Metazoa; Arthropoda; Insecta; Diptera; Ceratopogonidae
Product: E3 ubiquitin-protein ligase SHPRH
Exons: 4
Coding region: 90-3902 (1270 amino acids)
Biological process (GO): protein polyubiquitination; DNA damage response
Cellular component (GO): nucleus
Molecular function (GO): ubiquitin protein ligase activity; ATP binding; metal ion binding
Source: RefSeq, a predicted model, not a curated record